This is a messenger RNA of Pediculus humanus corporis (human body louse), 534 nucleotides long. RefSeq lists its product as uncharacterized. Gene Ontology annotation, biological process: chloride transmembrane transport. The transcript is spliced from 4 exons. Lineage: Eukaryota; Metazoa; Arthropoda; Insecta; Psocodea; Pediculidae. The coding region runs from base 1 to 534 and encodes 177 amino acids. The record is from RefSeq and is a predicted model, not a curated record. Gene Ontology annotation, cellular component: plasma membrane. Gene Ontology annotation, molecular function: chloride channel activity.
AUGCUGUCGUCGACGAUUAAUUUUAUUUUCGAUUCCAUGCUGUUCCACGUGUCCGAAUUUAUUUUGACCGUUAUUUCCAAAUCGUACCUUAAACAAACGAACGAUAGAUCGAUCGAGACAAUCGGAAUGUUUAAAAAAAUAAAUUAUUUUGGUGUUAAAUAUGCUCUUUAUUUUGCUUGGUUAGGAUUUUAUACUCACAUGCUAAUACCUGCCAGUAUUGUUGGACUUAUUUGUUUUUUUUUUUACGGGUGGAUCACUCUAAAUUACAACACUUUGAGCCAAGAUAUUUGCAAAUCUGAUGAUCUUAUUAUGUCCACUUUAAAGCCUCUCACAAAUAGGCUAAAAUUGUUUACAACAACAACAGCAAUUGAAGACGUCAUCACGGGGAAAUUUAGAUUCGUCACUGAUUUUACAACAUUUUUCAACAGUAAAAAAACAAAGAAAAGGGCAAAAAAAAAAAAAAAGAAAAGAAAAAGAAACCAAAAGCGAAUCAAUUCUUUUGUCAUUUUAGCCUGCCUCCCCUCUGAAUUUUAA